Nerophis lumbriciformis (worm pipefish) is the source of this 9450-nucleotide messenger RNA. The record is from RefSeq and is a predicted model, not a curated record. Lineage: Eukaryota; Metazoa; Chordata; Actinopteri; Syngnathiformes; Syngnathidae.
AUGGUUCGGGAAACCAGACACCUUUGGGUGGGAAACUUACCCGAACACGUUCGAGAGGAGAAAAUUGUGGAGCAUUUUAAACGGUAUGGACGUGUGGAGAGUGUUAAGGUCCUGCGGAAGCGGGGGUCAGAGGGCGGCGUCGCAGCCUUUGUGGAUUUUGUGGAUAUCAAAAGCGCUCAAAAGGCUCACAAUGCCGUCAACAAGAUGGGAGACAGGGACCUUCGGACUGACUACAAUGAACCUGGGUCAGUUCCAAGUGCUGUUCGGGGCCUUGAUGACAGCUCCCCCUCGAGCAGUCGAGACGUUACGGGAUUCUCUAGGGGAACAGUUGGACCUGUGUUUGCCCCCCCUGUGUCCCUUCACACCAGAGAGGGACGUUAUGAACGGAGAAUAGAUGGUAGUUCAGAAACCCGCGAACGUGCAUAUGACCACACACCAUAUGGACACCACGAGCGCAGUGGCACUUUUGAGAGACAGCGGCACUACAACGCGGACUAUUACAGGGAGCGCUCUUUGUUUGCUGCUGCCGGUCCAGGGAGCAGUGCCAUCAGUGGAAGCUUCGAAGCAUCAGAUCCUCAUUUUGACUCUAGAAUUCGAGACCCCUUUUCUCUUACGACUGCCACACGUCGUGACUUCUACAGAGAUGACAGAGGACGACGCGUUGACAGAACGUACCAUCACCGUCGCAGCCGAUCGUCCCAUUCGUCCCAAUCUCGACACCCUUCCCCUCAGCGGACAACUGCGCAAACAUCCAAAACUGCUCAUUCCCCUAAACGAGUUCCUCUGUCCCCUGGGAGAGUUCCACGAUCACAGUCCCGCAGUCGAUCUUCAAGCUCUGAUUCUGUGAGCAGCACCAGCAGUACAGGCAGCGGCAGUGAUUCCAACAGCAGCUCAAGUGAUGGAUCACGAGCACGUUCUGUUCAGUCGUCGGCUGCACAUGCACCUCCUCAGUCUUCAAUGGUGCUGGACUCGGACGAGCCACGGAGAAGCUUUGGGAUUAAAGUGCAAAACCUACCAGCAAGAUCAACCGAUACAAGCUUAAAAGACGGACUAUUUCAUGAGUUCAAGAAGCAUGGUAAAGUUACAUCCGUGCAGAUCCAUGGGGCGUCAGAGGACCGCUAUGGCUUGGUGUUCUUUAGACAGCAAGAGGAUCAAGAGAAAGCCCUUAGUGUCCCGAAAGGAAAGCUGUUCUUUGGCAUGCUGAUAGAAGUCACAGCCUGGAAUGGACCUGAAACGGAGAGCGAGAAUGAGUUCAGACCCCUGGAUGGCCGGAUAGAUGAAUUCCACCCUAAAGCAACAAGAACAUUAUUUAUUGGCAACCUUGAAAAGACAACCAGCCGUGAACAACUUUUUGAAAUAUUUCAGCGCUUUGGCGAAAUUGUCGACAUUGACAUUAAGAAAAUAAAUGGAGUUCCUCAGUAUGCAUUUGUGCAAUAUUCUGAUAUUGCAAGUGUUUGCAAGGCCAUUAAAAAAAUGGACAGCGAAUAUCUUGGGAGCAAUAGAAUAAAGCUUGGUUUUGGCAAAAGUAUGCCUACAGCGUGUGUUUGGCUUGACGGACUCACAACAAAUAUCACAGAGCAAUACCUCACACGGCAUUUCUGUCGCUAUGGACAUGUUGUCAAGGUUUUAUUUGACAGAAUGAAAGGGAUGGCCCUCAUCUUCUACAACAACACAGAUUUUGCUCAGACUGCUGUAAGAGAGACCAAAGGCUGGAAGAUUGGAGGCAGCAAAAUUAAGGUGGACUUUGCAAGUCAAGAGAGCCAAAUGGCAUUCUUCAGAGCUAUGCAGACAUCUGGUCAAGACAUUAGAGAGCUUUAUGAAAUUCCUCCUGAACGACGGGAGGAUCGUAGGCCCCUGUACCAUGAAUUUACAGCAGAGAGGGCAUACUAUGAAACCAUACGCACGCCUGGUCUUUACACAGAGGAUGCCAGGAGAGAAUAUGCAGCUCGCAGUAGAGACCGUUUCCCUGAAUUGGAACACUUUCAGGGGGAACAUUAUGACCCACGCUACCAUGAAGAUCCGCGGGACUAUAGGGAUUACAGAGAUCCCUUUGAACAAGACAUUAGAAAAUACACAUACAUUCAAAGAGAACGAGAACGUUUUGAAGCUGACCGAAGCAGAUGGAGUCCCUCUCAUCAUCGGCGGCCUAUUACUCCUGCAGUAUCACCAUCACCAACUGAACGUACACCUAGAGAGUCGGAGAGACGAGUUUACAGCCAGUCAUCUGAAAGAAGUGGCAGUGUCAGCUCACUCUCACCCCCACACUUUGAAAAGUCUGAAAAGACUUUGCAAGAACAUGCCUCAAAAAGUGACAAGAGUGAAAAGAGCAGUCAACCUGACAGAGUGGUGGGAUCUGAGAAAACCAAGCGGACCAAACGAAAAGAGAAAGGUGACAAAGCAGAGAGAGUAAAAUCAAGGAAAUCGCCAUCAAAUCCUCUACCAGACACUGAUCAUGGUUCUGCUGUGGAAGUAGGCACUGGAAGAGGAAAGGGAACUGAUCAAGAUGCUCAAGAUAGGCAAAAAUUUAAAGGCGAUAAUGACUGUACCACUGGGAAUCAGUUCUCAAUUUCUCACCAAGACUCGCUAAAAAGCGAAAAAUCUGAAACGGCUAAAGUUGAUAAUUCUGAAAUAGAUGGGAAAAAUCGACUCAAAAAACAUCUUAAGCCCGAGACCGUAAAUGAUGGGAAAGAUUCAUCAGUGGAUUCAGAUCGCAUCGUUGGAAGAAAAAGGCACUUUGCCGAUUCAAGUGGAAGGACUGUUAAUCAAAAGCGAAACAGGCUUGAAGAAGAGGAUUGUCAAUCGCAAGACCCUGUUGCAAUUUCGCAGUCCGGGAAAGAGUUGGACUCUGAUAAACACAAAGAUGCCCAACGGAGGGAUUCAAGAUUCAAAAGUGGAACUCCGAAGGACAUUCAAGAGGACACUAAAGUAACACGUGUAAAAUUAGAGGCUUCGCUGGAUGCUUCUGAAUCAAAACGACUUUCAUCCCGAAGAUUUUCACAGGAAGGACCUGUAGAUCCAGCCUCCUUGCGAGAACAGGAACAUAGUACAAUUUUCAAAUUUAGUGGUCAAGUGGCUGAAACUGUGAAGAGCUCAAAGAUUAAGGAAGAGCAUGUUGAUAUUGACUUGUCUCAGAGUUACCGUAAGCAGAUGGAGCAAAAUAGACGGUUACAUCAGCAGCAACAUCGAGAAUCUGACAAACCUGGAAAACCUGACAAACUGGGAAGUCCACAGGAAAGUGAAAGUGAGGAUUUGGAACACCGCAGCCUUGUGCAUGAAGUAGGCAAGCCCCCUGAGGAUGUCACAGAUAAUUUCCCAUCUCAUAAACAAAAGAAACAAGACCAGUUUGAUACUGACGGAAUUAAGAGGGAGCGUGUCUAUAGGAGCUUCAGACAAAAAAGUGAAGAUUCGGAAUGGAAUAGCACUUCCUCUCCGGGACACCCAUUUUCCCACAGUACAGAUGAGAACUUUGAUCAUGCUCAGAAAGUGCUUGUCAGAAACGAAAAAAUUAACUCCGAUAUGGAGCUCCUUGUCAAAAGGACUCACAAUACACAUGGGAACAAUUCCAACACACUUCAUAUUGAUGAGGAUCAACAAAAGAGAUGGGAAAGCAGGGUGAAGCAAAGCAUGCUACCCGACCUUAACUUUUCUAGAAAUCUAAAUAAAAAUGUUCACAACAACAAACGUUUGGAAUAUGGCAUGUGGCAUGAUAUAGAGCCAGGGGAGGUAAGAUCAGACUCUGAAGAGGAUCGAGAAGCCAAACCCCGUUCUCCUGUGGCAUCUACUUCAAAAUCUUUUUCAGAAAGGCCGAGGGCAAGUGAGAGAUUUUCUGACCCAAAAAUCGCACACCUUGAAAGAAAUAAAUUCUACUCUUUUGCACUUGACCAGACCAUCACACCAGAUACAAAGGCUCUGCUUGAGCGUGCAAAAUCUCUCUCAUCUUCUAGAGAGGAUAACUGGUCCUUCUUAGAUUAUGAUUCUCACUUUGCAAGUUUCCGCAACAGAAAAGAUACAGAAAAAAUAGAAUCAACUCCACGACCUACACCUUCAUGGUACAUGAAAAAGAAAAAGAUCCGAAGUGGAUCUGAAGAUAAACUUGAUGAUCGAAAGGAGGAGCCAAAACCAGAGGAACAAGAACGAAGAGAGUUGUUUGCUUCUCGCUUCCUUCACAGUCCUGUUUUUGAGUUGGACUCUAGACGACUUCAACAUCUUGAACGAAAGUAUGAAGAAGCUGAGCAUAGUCAAAACCAGCAAAGUAAUCAGCAAGGAACUAAUGAUGGUGAACAAGACUCAGGCCCAGUGGUUCUUUUCCAUAGUCGUUUUUUGGAACUUACAAGACUGCAACAACAAAAAAAUAAAACUCAACCACAAGAAGUGACAGAGGAAGUCAAAGUUGAAAAUCCAUCCACAGAUGACCCACAAAUGUUACAAUCGCCUGAAACUAAAGACUCUGUCAGUGAGCCAGAAAUUAAGCCUAUCAGUCCUGCUGAAGAGUUGGUGUCUGAACCCAGGGUAACACCCCCACUGUCACAGUCUGUGCUAAAAGACUUUCCUCCUAUGGAACAGACAUUUCAAUUACCUGUCGAGUCGGCUCCUCUUGUGGUUUUUGUCAAACAAGAAAUUGAAAUUAACCAAUCACCUGUGCAUUAUCCACCAGCUGAGACCACACCUGAUUCAGAAGAGGCAUCUUUCAAAAAAGAAGCAAAUUACCCAAAGGAUAGUUAUCUUUCUGCUUCUGAAAUAAAAGAGGAUGUUCCAGAAGAUGUCAAACCUUGUGCAGAAGAGCACGUUAACUUAAAUUUGCAAGGGUUGUCCAAUAGUUCAGAACCAGAGCUUGAUUCUGAAGCAACACAGCCCGAAGUCCCUCCAGCUUUAAGUUCUACCCUACCUAGUCAUGACGAGUGUAGUGAUUUAGUAAAGAAAGAGACGUAUUGCUCCACUUUAGAGCCUGAGGAAGAAAAAACACUUAAAGUUUGUAAAGAGUCAAGUGAUGACACUAACAUUGAGGGGGAAAUUGUCAACAAGGAAAAUAAAACAAAAGAAAUGAAAACUAAAAAGGUCAAACCAUCCCCACCUGAAGUUUCCGCGACUACUUUAUCUGUAUCAACUCCUGAAAAACGAGCUACACGAAAAAGUGAGCGGAUUGACAAAGAAAAACUUAAACGGGGUUCCUCUCCAAGAGCAGAUUCUAAGUCGACAGCCAAAUCUCCUCUUCAUGGCUCUGAUGCUGAUGUCUCGGAGAUGAGCAUAUCAUCAGGCAGAGCGAGACGUAGGAAUGUGAAAUCUGUGUAUGCCACUCCAGUUGACGAUGAUGUGCCUAUCCGUAUACACGAAUCCCCACGUUCUGCAAGAAAACGAGGCACAGAUAAGGAUUCUACACAGCAGCAGAACAGUGAGCAAGAUUUACCUGCUCCGCCCACAGCUGCACGAGGCAGGCCCCCCAAGAAUCGUAGGCAGUGUGAGGAUUCUUCAGCAGUUAAAAUAGACAAAACAAAAAUGGAAAAUAAAGACACUGAAUCAAAUGAGUCUGAUAGCUGUGAAAGAAUCCAUAGGAAUCUAAAAGGAAAAUCCUCCCCCAGUGUUACAAAAUUGUCAACUCAGUUGUCUACGGCUCAACUAUGUGGAUCAAUAAAAAAAGGAGAAAAAUCAGAGUUGACUGAGGGCAAUGAUCAGGAAAUGGACUGCACUGAUGAUAACUCCUUGACUUUGGUAGACUCAGUAAAAGAACAGCAGUCACCUAAAGUUGACCAAAAGAGAGAGGAAAAAGAAAAGCACAAAAGAGAAAUGGUCAAAGAUGACUCUUUAAAUGAAAAGAUUUAUGAAGGUAAAUCAAAUGGUAAAGAUGAUUAUCCCCUUGUGUCAGAAGAAAAAAACAGUUUGGAAAAAGUUAAAGGAAAAGGCAAGUUACCAAGGACACCAAAGUCUCCUGUUCUCAAAAACCUUAAAAUCAGGCUAAAUGUAAAAGACGUGAAAGAUCAUGUUAUCAAGUGCACCAGUAGAGAGGCAAACACUGAAGAAAGUGACAUUUCUUCUGAUAAAAAGGAACUUCUGGAAACAUCAAAAAGCCUAAGUUCGCAUGAGAUGGAAUUAGAGCAGGCUGUAGAGAACAUCGCCAAACUCACAGAUCCAUCUUUUCCCAGAGAACCGCAAACGCUAACUGGCCCAAUCACAGACUUGAAAAGUUUCUCCGAUGAAGAAAAGCCUAAUCCAGCUAGUGAAACAGAACUUAUUGCUGCUAUUGACUCCAUCACUGCUGAGGAUGGAGCUGUCGCUUUAUCUCAAGCACCACCAAUAGGUGUUGAUAUACCAUCAGAACCAGAGAUACAAGACCCGGUUCAACAUCCCAAGGAAGACGAGCCUGAAAUAAAUACAGUUAACAUCCAGGAUGAGCCUUUCUUACCAGCCACACCCAAAAAGAGCGCCAAGGGAAGACCUAAAACACUUAAACGUCCUAAAGUCCAAAAACAAGCACGGAAAGAUUCAAAAGAACAACCUCCGCUAAGUGACGAGACAUCACAUCUAUUAGUUCAGAACACAACGUCCAGUGCAAAUGUGGUCCCAGAAAUUAUUCCAUCAGCAGCUACUGCUGCUGUAAUUACUCCUACAACGUGGAAAUCAGAACAAGAGCCAUCAACUCUCAAGGCACCUGAUGUGAAAGUAGAGCCAGAGUCACCCAGUGAAGAGCAGGUUCAACAUAUCAAAACUGUUUACCCCCAGUCCAAAAGUCCAGUGGUUCCAAAGCCACAAUCACCCUCCCUUUCACCAUUAGCAUGCAAACCAAAUAUUAAACCCAUUCAAAACAGUAGAGCUCCUGUCUCGCCACCAGAUUGGCGCCGUCACUCAAUUGAUACUGGGGUUCCUUCUUUAUCAACCUUGCCAUUAGCACCCAAGGAAAACCCGCCUUCACCAGACUCGGAAAAUGUGGAGAUUGAUCGAGGCCCAAGCGAUCUGAGACAGAUUCUUCUAAAACACAAAACUGUUUCUCUGCCAGGGAGCAGUUAUGUUCCCACAAUUCUGCCUACAGCCCAAGAUCAGAACCUCAGUGAGCAUAACGCUAUGUUAACAGGUAUGCCAAAUAAGUCACCACUACCCGAUUGUAGAAUUUCAUCUCAGUCUGUUCGAACACCAGCUACAAUACCAUCUCCUGAGACCAAAUCUGUGAUAUCUGUCAUUGCAUCCACUGGACUGCAUUCCUCUGUUAUUAGUCGUCUAUGCAACCCUCAUGAGCAUGAAGACAAAGUGAACCCAAGUAUUGGAAACCAAAGUGUCGAUGUUGCUCUACCUAAACCCAAUUACAGGCCCAGCAAAGAUGAUACUGGAUCAUACCAUGGAUCGUCUAUUGGUGAAGAAGUGGCAAGUGCUACACGCUUUAUCGUUGAAAGUUCCACUCUUGGUACAGGAUCUUGCCCAGGUCUCAGAGUAAAUACAUCCGAAGGAGUAGUGGUACUGAGUCACUCGGGACAAAAAACAGAGGGACCCCAACGGAUAAGUGCAAAAAUAAGUCAAAUUCCACAAGCAACAGCAGGUGACAUGGAAUCCCAGCAGCUGGUAUCUAUGCCCCAAAUUAAACAGGAAUUGUACAGUCAUUCUCAGUCAGGCAUUCAAAAGGGGUCUUUGCAGACAGAUCAUGGACAUCCUGGCAAGGCCCAGUCAACAUUUUCUUCUAUUAAACAAGAAGCCACAGUUUUGGACAAAAUGGAACCUACCUAUCAUUCUGGCUCACAAGGAGUAGUGAAGCGUAUUACGCAGGGAGUUGCCAAUCAAGGUAUUAGCGCAAUGUACCAUCAAGAGUACCUGCCUACAAAACAUCAAAAGAAAAUUGACAGUGGUGAUAUACAUACUUCAGAUGGGUCAAAGGCAGCUUGGGCCUCUGCUAUAAGUCCUGCAAUCAGUCCCCAUUUGCCGUCUCCUCCUGGAAACCAUGUAGGCUUUGUUACGACUGCUGGUGACAGAACACCUUCGCAUCUCAGUGGCACCAAACAGGAAGCAAGAUCCCCUCGUAAGUCAAGUCAUCCGCAUUCGCCAUUUACCAAAGUGUCCUCGCCCAUUGGGUCUUCAUCACCCAAGGGCAUACCAGUGAUGUUGCCCACUGGUCUUUCCGCCAUGCAACAGUUUAUCACAGGUGUGCACCAUCCAGAGCAGUCUGUUAUCAUGCCACCCCAUAGUGUGCCUGGAGGCUUGGGACGGAUGUCACCACACCCUGCUACCCAGUCGAUUCCAGUGGGACAUCUCGUCCAGGGAGAUGUUCGGGUCAAUACUCCCCCACUUUCUGUGAUGAGCUACGGGAUACAUAGUGAGUCGCUUACUUCUCCCUGGUCCAAUUCAAUGCAGCAACGUCCGACUUCACCCCAAACCAUUGGUAGAGACAAGGUGCUCAAGGUGAACCCAGGUGCUUUGAGGAGCCAUGACGUGGACCAAGAAGAACCGAGACGCUUCCACCAGCAAGGACGACAACCUGCCUCACAGUUAAAAGCAGAGAUGAUACAGUCAGAUCCUCGGGCAGGCUUCAGAAGUGGUGUGCCAAUGGAAGCGUAUAUGACCCAGAGAGAAAUGCGUGCACUCCUACAUCAACAAGGAGAACGAUCGUCCACUGAUCCUCUUUCAGGUCACCUUCAAGAGAUUCAUCCCCCCUCUUCUGCACCUUCCAAUUUACCAAUGUCAAUGUCUCCAAGGGCACACAUUCUGCCUAAAGGUGUCUCUGAGAAGGACAUAGCAAAGCCAACAGAGGCUAAGAGGCCACACUCGCCCUUGUCCAAAGAAGGAUUAAUGGGGAUUCGGCAGCCAGGACCUACAGUAUCAUCUCCCCAAAGAGUUCCGCACAUGCCACCAGGACUAAGUGGUGCCUUCCCAGAGUACUCUCAGAUGUACACAAAUCCAAGAGGCAUCCAUUCCCAGAUGCCUGAUGCAACGCAUGCAGUUUCCGAUGGGAAAAUUCCACAGCCUGUUAAUAUGAUGCAGUUGCUGACAAAAUAUCCAAUUGUUUGGCAAGGACUGCUUGCGCUAAAAAAUGACACAGCGGCCGUCCAGUUGCAUUUUGUAUGUGGCAACAAAGCUUUGGCUCAUCGAUCACUGCCGCUCCAGGAAGGCGGUGCCUUCCUCAGAAUUGUUCAGAGGAUGAGACUCGAGGCAUCUCAGCUGGAGAGCGUAGCCAGAAGAAUGACGGGAGAGUGUGACUUCUGUCUUCUUCUUGCCUUGCCUUGUGGACGGGAUCAAGAUGAUGUUCUGAGCCAGACCCAAGCUCUUAAGGCUGCCUUUAUAAACUACUUGCAGGCAAAGCUGGCGGCCGGUAUUAUUAAUAUCCCAAAUCCAGGUUCCAGUCAGCCGGCCUACGUGCUGCAGAUUUUUCCACCAUGUGAAUUUUCAGAGAGCCACUUAUCUCAGCUGGCCCCUGACCUUCUGAACAGGAUCUCCAGUAUCUCUCCUCACCUCAUGAUUGUCAUCACCUCUGUGUGA